Molecule: messenger RNA, 1945 nt
Organism: Cercospora beticola
Lineage: Eukaryota; Fungi; Ascomycota; Dothideomycetes; Mycosphaerellales; Mycosphaerellaceae
Product: class I adenylate-forming enzyme family protein
Molecular function (GO): CoA-ligase activity
Source: RefSeq, a predicted model, not a curated record
AUGCCAGGACAAUCGACAAAGUCAGAAGACUUCGGUGGCGAAUCAGAGCCUUAUCCCGACUCAUUGUGGGAAUGGCUCUCGGAUGAAGGGUCGAACAAUCGCACUCGGCCUGCGUUCUAUGCGUACAAUGGUCAAACGAGAGAGGUCACAACAUCUCUGGAAUAUGGAAAACUUCUUGACCGCGUUGAGAUACUAGCUGGUGCGUGUACCAGCUCCGGAAUUGCAGCUCGCGACACGAUUCUUGUCAUCCUGGACAAUUCCGCCGCAGAAUACUGGACCGUAUUGUUUUGGCUGGCAGUGAGACUGGGUUUAGCGUUCGCGCCUCUGGAUACCAGUAUCUUCAGGCGACCCGAAGAGCUCCAGUCCAUGGUCGAGUUACUCGAGCCGAAGGUAGUUGUAGUGCAGCAUAUGGACUGCGCUCGGGAAUGGGACAAAAUGGCAUUCGAACAAACGCCAGUGUUGCGGCUCGUAUGUGAGACGCCGACUGAGCAGUCUCCGACCUGGACAAUACUGGAUACAUUGGGAGCCGCGAAAGAAUCCGCACCUUAUCCGGAAGUUCAUCUCGAUGAUGUUGCCAUGAUCGUCAACACGAGUGGGUCCACAAAUCUGCCCAAAUGCUGUCCCAUAACUGUACGCAUGCUCAUCUCCGAGAUCCGGCAGUACCACUCUAUGCAUCUUUCGAGGUUCACCCCCUCGGCAAAGCAUCUUAUCUCAAUAUCGAUAUCACGUCCAAUCGCCUAUCUGGCGUGUGUUAACACCUGGAGAGGAGGUGGCGCGACAGUCUUCGUCAGCGGAGGUUUCGAUGCCAACACAACUUCUGCAGCAAUUCAGGAUCUGGCUUGUACACACGCAUGGUUUGUGCCUGCGAUGAUCAAUAUCCUACACGCUGCCAAGGAUCCCACCACUCUGGAAAGUCUCCAGACCGUGUUUAUGUCAGGAGACACAGCUGGCAAGGAGGCUAUUGAGAAAGCGAGAAGUCUGUUGCCUUCCGACUGCCAUAUGAUCCCGCAUUGGGGUAUGUCAGAAGGAGCUCCACUUUUUGGAUACACUAAAUCCGAGGAAAUCAGUUUCGAGAAGAGUUCGGCCAUUGCUGGCAUCGGACGUGCAUUACGUGGAACAAGAGUGCGGAUCUGCAAAAGCGGCUGCGUUUCAGUUGUUCCACAAGGAGAGCAGGGUGAACUCCAUGUCAAUUCCGAUUCAAUGAUAGACCACUACCUUGGGAAUCGAAGCGAAGAAGACUUUUACGAUGACGAUGCAGGGCGAUGGUUCAAAACGGGCGAUACUGCCGUUAUGGAUGCUUCUGGGAUCAUCUACAUCGUUGGCCGAACGAAGGAUAUCAUUGUCUACAGAGGCAGGAACAUUGUUCCCGCUGUGAUACAGAGACACCUUCAGGCAAAAUUUCCUGCAGAAUGGGUAGUCGUUGGACUCAAACAUGAGUUGAACGGUGAGGUACCUGCUGUCGUCACGAAGGAGCUCCCAACAACAAAAGACGAUGUACUAGGGUAUGCGAAGCACGCCAACAUCGAGGAUUCUCAUCUGGCAGGUGGAAUUCAUACAUUGAAAGAGCUGGGAUUUGAAGAUUGGCCUUACAAUGCGACUAACAAAAUACAGAAGCGAGAUUUGAUUACCGCCAUCGAGAGUAUGCGGUCGCAGAAUCGCGAGCAGGCGAUCUGAAACUACAACGCUAUACGAUUGUUUAUUGAGCGCGCUAGUCGAUGGUCGAAUUGAAGGAAGGACCGGCAUGCCUUACAAAGAGUGCCUUCUGUUGCCAUACACAUCUUCGAGUGCUUGCAACCGUCUAUCAUGGGAGGAUGAAGACGUGCACACUUUUUAGGGAGCAUGUCGCGACCACGCUGCAUGUCCACCAUCUGACAUCGCAUUCAGGGUGUCGCGCUUGGCGUCACGACUUCACCUUGAACUUUCCCUCUGCAUUUCAUAUCACAAC